This is a messenger RNA of Ictalurus furcatus (blue catfish), 648 nucleotides long. Its product is annotated as chymotrypsin B-like. The transcript has 4 exons. NCBI's taxonomy places the organism in Eukaryota, Metazoa, Chordata, Actinopteri, Siluriformes, Ictaluridae. Gene Ontology annotation, biological process: proteolysis. The record is from RefSeq and is a predicted model, not a curated record. Bases 1 to 648 code for a protein of 215 amino acids. Gene Ontology annotation, molecular function: serine-type endopeptidase activity.
AUGGAUCAAGGAUUUGUAGGUUUCGAGUCAUCUGAGCCCAGUGGAGAGCUGAGAGUGGCAAACGUGACCGAGGCAUGUCCUCACUCCUGGCCAUGGCAGGUCAGCUUGCAAAGUGAAGAACUCCACUACUGCAGUGGCACCCUGAUUGACGAACGCUGGGUUCUGACUGCACGCCACUGCCGUGCUGAAGCUGGAGAUAUGGUGGUGCUUGGUGCUCAUGAUCUUAUGGUGGGAAGUCAGCAAGUAUCAAUCAAGGCAGUCUACAGUCAGCCCUAUGAUGGCAGCUACCCUCCGCUGCAUGACCUCACUCUCAUCUACCUCCGUGUUCCAGCUCGACUAGCAAAUCUGAGUCCUGAUGUUCUGCAUCAGGCCCAAGUGAAUCCACUACCUGAGCAGGCCUGCUGGAACGGCUGGGGUCAGGUUUUCAGCUCCAAUGCCCUGCUUUGCACUCAACCUGCUGCCUCAUCAUCCUGCCUGGGUGAUGCUGGUGCACCUCUUCUGUGCCAAAAGAAUGGACGGUACUAUCUGGCUGGCAUGAUGGCACUGGGGGUCAAGCGGUGUGAUCAACAGAAACCAGCUAUCUUUACUAGACUGUCCGGCUUCCAGUCCUGGAUUGAGACGAUUAAGAACCAUGAAGGACUAAAAUAA